UUCGAAACUGUUAAAACUUGGUUAAUACAGUGAAGUGAUCUUAAUUAAAAAAUACAUUAUUUCCUUGAAUAAAAUAGAUAAUCGCAUAAUAUUUCACAAUGGCAUCAACCUCAAAAGAUUCUAUACCAAGUCACCUUUCUCAUCAGGAAAAUAUCGACGAUGAUUUGCAACCAGGAGCUUGUCCUGAAAGUGUUCUCAACCCGACUGAUUCCUUUGAAGAAAUUGAGUCAGAAAUGAGCACAAACCCUGAACAGAGGCACGCAAAACUUACCACUAAGAGUAGUACAAUUAGUGAAAUACAAAGCGAAAUUGGUGAACCUUCGAAAGAUAUGAAAACAGCUAAAUCAAGUGAUGAUUUGAAAGAAGGCAUGGCAUCUUCACCAAGUAGUUCAAACAUAACAGAACAGAAUGGAGAUGAUGUUGAUACAGACAAAGAUGAGUAUUUACAAUCACCAGAGUUGGUGAAUAAAGAAAAGCAUGUAUUUAUCUUGAGCUCUGCUGGUAAACCAAUAUAUUCAAGAUAUGGAAAUGAAGACAAAUUAGCAGGUUUGUGCGGAGUAAUACAAGCUCUAGUCAGUGUGGUUGAGGAACAUGACCAAGAUAUCUUGAGAUCUAUCUGCACAAAAGACUGUAAAGCAGUGUUCUUAGUGAAGGGCCCACUUAUACUGGUCGCUGUUUCUAAAUCUAACGAGAGUGAAACACAAUUGGUAAUGCAAUUGACAUAUGCAUUCAAUCAAAUAGUAUCAGUUCUAACAUUAACACAACUUAAUAGAAUAUUUGAACAACGAAGGAAUUAUGAUUUAAGAAGACUUUUAGCUGGAGCUGAAAGAUUAAUUGAUAAUUUAUUAAUAUUCAUGGAGAAAGAUCCAGCUUUUUUACUCGGAGCAGUAAGAUGUCUUCCAUUACCGGAAAAAGCGCGUGAAAAUAUCACAAACGCGAUAAUAUCAACUUGUAAUAAAAUAAGAGAUUUAGUAUUUGCAAUACUCAUAGCUGGGAAUCAAUUAAUCACUUUGGUUAGAAUGAAGAAGUACACACUACAUCCGUCCGAUAUACAUUUGCUGUUCAAUUUGGUGAGGAGUUCUGAAUCUUUCAAGACUGCAGAAAGUUGGACGCCUGUUUGUCUACCUAAGUUUGAUGCUACUGGAUUUCUACAUGGACAUGUUUCAUACAUCUCCGAAGAUUGUCAAGCUUGCCUACUUCUACUUACAGUACAAAGAGAUGCAUUCUAUCCUCUAUCACAAGCUAAACAUACAAUUGCCGAGAAAUUAGAGAAAAUGAAAUGCAUAGGAGCGAUAAACGAUGCAUUAAACAGAAGUAAAGACUUGCCAACAACUAAUCCUUUGAAACACAUCGGAAUACCUAUAAUAAGGCAUUUUAUGUACAAAUGUAAAUCAACAGCUCAACUUUUUACUUCCGAUCCAAUAAGUUUGGAUAGAUUACAAGACUAUAGGAUUAUGCAUAAUGAAGGUGGGGAUAUUACUGUAAAGAAGAUCGAAAAGUUGUCAGAUAUAGAUUAUGUGAAGAAUUAUAGAAAGUUCUGUAAUCAAAUACACUGUGCGACUGUACCUGCUAAGUUUAUAUUUAGAUCAAAUUCUGAAAACACUAUAUUAGCUUGGAUUACUAACGGCUUUGAACUUUAUGUCACCUUCGAUGCUUUAGUUGAGAAAGAGCAGACAAAGAAAGCAGUAGAUCAUCUCUUACAGUGGAUUAAAAGAGAAGAGAACAGAAUAUUCAUAAUGAAUGCACCAACUUUCUAGCAAAAGCUCAGUGUUACUCUCGGUGAUAUGAUAAAGAACUCUAUCACACGUAACUCUAGUAUUGAGGAAUAGUGAACAAAAGUGAUAUAAAGUGAUUUAUUUCCCUUAAUACAUUAAGUGCCGGACUUGCCCAGUGAUUCUUACAUUAAAAAGUAAAAAUUGUAGUAACAUUGCACAUGUUGAAGUAAUUAGUAUGGUGUGAAUUAUAAGUCAUAAAGCUGUGGUAAUAUUAUUUCAGUGUUAAUCGCUUUUGCAACUCAUGGUUAGCUGCAAAUUGACAUCU
Molecule: messenger RNA, 2040 nt
Organism: Papilio machaon (common yellow swallowtail)
Lineage: Eukaryota; Metazoa; Arthropoda; Insecta; Lepidoptera; Papilionidae
Gene: Mon1
Product: protein SAND
Exons: 6
Coding region: 99-1757 (552 amino acids)
Biological process (GO): endosome to lysosome transport via multivesicular body sorting pathway; protein targeting to vacuole
Source: RefSeq, a predicted model, not a curated record